Messenger RNA from Brassica oleracea var. oleracea, 1639 nucleotides. RefSeq names its product probable protein phosphatase 2C 38. The coding region runs from base 347 to 1510 and encodes 387 amino acids. Lineage: Eukaryota; Viridiplantae; Streptophyta; Magnoliopsida; Brassicales; Brassicaceae. The transcript is spliced from 5 exons. Gene Ontology annotation, molecular function: protein serine/threonine phosphatase activity; cation binding. The record is from RefSeq and is a predicted model, not a curated record. Gene Ontology annotation, biological process: protein dephosphorylation.
UGGAAAAAAAAAAGUAAUCGGAAACGGAAAAUUAAAAAAAAAAAUCAAAAAUUAAAAAGACAGAAACUACAGAGAAAUCAAACCCCCAAAUAUGGAAUUCAGACAGAGUCGCAACUAGAUUUGUCAAUCUCUCUUCCCCUCUUUCUCCUGUAAAUCCAAUCGGAGUUACGAUCUUCCCCCUCGCAUCGUAACUCCUCAUCAGAAAACAAUCUACUUCCCGAUCUCGAUCUUGAUCCCGUUCUUCACGGUUUAACAAAAAGGGAAGGAGGAAUAGCAAGUUUUUGAUCUGUUGGGUUUUUUAAAAAGUUUAUAUCUUUGGAUGAAAGUGAAGCUUUGAGGAGGGGUUAUGGUAUCAGAGACUAUAUUGCGGAUCGUAGCACCAUGUUGGGGAAAACCUUCUGUGAAGGGAGAUCAUUCAACGAGAGGAGAUGUUAAUGGAAGGUGUGAUGGGCUUCUUUGGUAUAAAGACUCUGGUAACCAUGUUGCUGGAGAGUUUUCAAUGUCUGUGAUUCAAGCUAACAAUCUUCUUGAAGAUCAUAGCAAGCUUGAGUCAGGUCCCGUUAGUAUGUUUGAUUCGGGUCCUCAAGCUACUUUUGUUGGUGUUUAUGAUGGUCAUGGUGGUCCUGAAGCAGCUCGGUUUGUUAAUAAACACCUCUUCGAUAACAUCAGAAAGUUUACGUCGGAGAAUCAUGGAAUGUCUGCAUCCGUUAUAACGAAAGCAUUUUUAGCUACAGAGGAGGAGUUUCUUUCUCUUGUGCGGCGGCAAUGGCAGACAAAGCCUCAGAUUGCUUCUGUUGGAGCUUGUUGUCUGGUAGGGAUCAUAUGUAGUGGAUCUUUGUACAUUGCUAACGCGGGAGACUCUCGGGUUGUGCUAGGAAAACUGGAGAAAGCAUAUAAACUUGUCAAGGCUGUUCAGUUAUCUUCUGAGCACAACGCAAGUUAUGAAUCUGUGAGAGAGGAGUUGCGGUUGUUGCAUCCAGAUGAUCCUCAGAUUGUGGUCUUGAAACACAAAGUAUGGCGUGUCAAAGGUAUUAUACAGGUGUCACGGUCAAUAGGUGAUGCCUACUUAAAGAAAGCAGAGUUCAACAGGGAGCCGCUAUUGGCAAAGUUCAGAGUGUCUGAGACUUUCCAUACACCAAUCCUUUUAGCAGAGCCUGCAAUUACAGUACACAAAAUCCAUUCAGAGGAUAAGUUUCUCAUAUUUGCAUCAGACGGUUUAUGGGAGCACAUGACCAAUCAGGAAGCUGUUGACAUUGUGAACACUGGCCCGCGUAAUGGGAUUGCGAGGAAGCUGAUAAAAACAGCUCUAAGAGAAGCAGCAAAGAAGAGAGAGAUGAGAUAUUCAGAUCUUAAAAAGAUUGACAGAGGAGUGCGGAGACAUUUUCAUGAUGAUAUAACAGUCAUUGUUGUGUUUCUUGAUUCGCAUCUCGUUAGUAGAAGUAUCUUACGUCGACCUCUCAUCUCCAUCUCAGGCGGUGGUGACUUGGCUGGACCUUCUUCUACCCCUUGACUCACAUUUCACCACAAUCUAUAAUAUAUUAUUCUAUAUAUUCAACAUAUCCACUAUAUAUAAAACACAUUGCAGAAACACUUCAAGUUCCUUCUCUUUUUUUCUUUAUAUAUAACAAAAAAAAAACUU